UGAUAGUUGUUAUUAGUAUAAAAGCAUGGAUCUUUUUAGGUCAAUCAUUGUAUUCUCAACGUCAACAAUCAUAACAACACUUCAAGAUGUCCACCUUCGCCCUCUUGAUCCUUUGCUUCCAAGCUUGCUUGAUCCAGAAUGUAUACAGCAGGUGUCUCGGUGGUACGGAUCUAAUUGGUCCCGCGUAUGGUGGUUACCUCGGCGGUUGUAAUGGUGGCUACCUCGGCGGUUAUCUGGGCGGCUGUAAUGGUUACCUCGACGGUUAUCCCGAUGGAUAUCUCGGCGGUUACUAUGGUGGUUUUCUUGGAGGUUGUAAUGGUGGUUACCUUGGCGGAUGUAAUGGUCUCUUCGACGGCUAUCCCGAUGGUUUUCUAGGCGGUUAUUAUGGUGGUUAUCUCGGAGGUUGUAACGGUGGUUAUCUCGGUGGAUAUCUUGGCGGAUGUAAUGGUUACCUCGAUGGUUAUCCCGAUGGUUUCCUUGGUGGUUAUCUCGGAGGAUGUAAUGGUGGUUACCUCGGUGGUUAUCUUGGCGGAUGUAAUGGUUUCCUCGAUGGUUAUCCAGAUGGGUAUCUUGGUGGUUAUCUCGGCGGUUGUAAUGGUUACCUCGACGGUUAUCCCGGUGGAUAUUUUGGCCGUUACGGUGCUUACGGUCUGGACGCUCCCUACGGUCGCGGUAUCGGCGCUUACGGUCUCGCUGACGGCGUUUACGGCCUCGGUCUCGGCGCUCCGCUCGCCUACGGCGGUUGCGGCGCAGCUUACGGCGGCGAAGGCAUCGGCGAUGUAGCGGUCGCCGGUACACUGCCGGUGGAAGGCAGGACCCUGGUCGCCGGACAGGUGCCGAUCAUGGGCGCCGUGGAGUUCGGAGGCGGCGUGGCAGCCGCUGGCGGAGUGUCCAUUGCCGGCAGCUGCGGCUGCGGCUGCAGGGGACCCUACCUCUACUGAGAACCUUAUACCAACUUGUGCUCAAUGAACUGACGAAAUAAAAGCAUUCACUGAAA
Molecule: messenger RNA, 997 nt
Organism: Maniola jurtina (meadow brown)
Lineage: Eukaryota; Metazoa; Arthropoda; Insecta; Lepidoptera; Nymphalidae
Product: chorion class CA protein ERA.1-like
Exons: 5
Coding region: 87-941 (284 amino acids)
Biological process (GO): multicellular organism development; chorion-containing eggshell formation
Cellular component (GO): egg chorion
Molecular function (GO): structural constituent of egg chorion
Source: RefSeq, a predicted model, not a curated record